AUGAAAUUAUUUUUGACUGGUGGCUCGGGCUUUCUUGGUCGUAAUUUUAUAAAAUACGUGCUCUCUCGAGACAAACAAAUUACAAUUAAUGCUUUAUCACGCUCAAGCAUUUCUGAUGAACUUAUAUUAAGUGGUUGUAAUGAGGUUGAGGGUGGUAGAGAACGGGUUAGAAUAAUUCGUGGAGAUAUGAAUGACGAAGCUGCCAUUAGAGAAGGAGUGAAUGAAGCUGACGUCGUCGUUCAUAUGGCUGCAAAGGUUCAACCAUGGGGUUAUUUUCCCGAAUUCGAAAAAGUCAAUGUCCAGGGAACUUCGCUACUCCUUUCCAUCAUUUCCAACUUACCACAAAAGCCACGUUUCAUUUAUAUUUCUUCAUUUACUGCACUUAUAAGUAAUCAUUAUCCAAAAGAUGCAUUGCCUGACUGGGCUCCAUAUUCAAAAUCCAAAUGCCUUACUGAAAAUUUAAUUUUAAAGUCCACUUAUUCGAAUGUGAUCAUCCUUAGAUUAGGUUGGCUAUGGGGAAAAGACGAUGAUACGUUGUUACCAAAAUUAAAGAAUUUGAGUAAAAAUCCGUUAUGGUUGUUUACUCCUGAAUGUUAUGAAUUAUCAAUUUUACAUGUUACUAAUGCUUGCGAAGCUACUUUCCUUUCUUGCGUUCAUCAAUUCAAGGCUAAUCAAGUAGAAGGAAAGAAAAUUUAUGAGAUUGAAGAUUCGGAAGGAAAAAUUAAAGUGGAGGAUUUUAUGGAAUUUUAUGUUGGAACAGUAUCCAAAGUCAACCCUCCAAGACCUUUCACGACUUUUAGACCCCCUAAGUGGUUUAUUUGGGGCGCUAUCACUUUUGUUGAAUGGAUACCAUUUCUGGGAUAUAGUAAACGCUGGAUGUUUGAUGGUUGUAACAGAGAAUCUUUGUUAUGCUUGUUCCAAGAUUAUAGAUUAUAUUCUGAUAAUGCUAAACAAGAGUUGGGAUAUGUUGGAAUUGUUAGUAGAGAACAAGGAAUACAAGAAUUGAAGAGAAUGUAUUUGAAUGAAUAG
This is a messenger RNA of Dentiscutata erythropus, 1029 nucleotides long. The record is from the annotation of a GenBank genome assembly. NCBI's taxonomy places the organism in Eukaryota, Fungi, Glomeromycota, Glomeromycetes, Diversisporales, Gigasporaceae.